AUGUUGUCUAUUAGGCAACAGAUAGACAAAAUCAAUCACGACAUGAUGAAUGCUCUAACACAACAAAUUGAGACUAUUUUUACUCCCAUGAUAAAUAAUACUAAUCAAAUUCAUGAGAUGUUGGCUGGUCAAAUGGAUAGAAUAGCAGAUUUCUUUGGUACCCCACCAGUUCCACCUAGACCCACUCCACAGGCGUCAAAUAUAAGGCUGGUAGAAACACCGGGAAAUGGGGCUAGGCCAGAAAACCAGCGACAAGUCCCAGAUCGGGACGAAGAGGAGCGUAUCGACCAGAACAUUCUAAGAAUGGUGCAGCAUCACCAAAAUGUAGACCAAGUUCUUAGAAACGUCCAGCAGAACCCAUUAAUUGGCCAUGAUAAUAUCUCAAAUGUAGUAGAGCAAAUCUUAGUUCAAAAUGGUCUCAACAUAGGACUCCUUAGGCCUAAUUUCCUGUCCCCAAUAUCGGAAUAUGUUAGGAAAACUAAGUUACCUAGAGGUUGGAAAGUCCUAAAUUUCACUAAAUUCGCUGGCAAGACCGGUGAAUCGACAAUUGAGCAUGUGGCUAGAUUUCAAAGUAAAGCGGGGGAUUUAUCCAAUAACGAAAACUUAAAAAGUGAAAUAUUUCCCAAGUUCUUUAACAAAGAAUGCUUUUACUUGGUUUACCACCUUGCCUCCACAAUCCCUGCAUUCCUGGAUCCAAUUGGAAAGACUAUUCCAUGA
Messenger RNA from Vicia villosa (hairy vetch), 717 nucleotides. RefSeq lists its product as uncharacterized. NCBI's taxonomy places the organism in Eukaryota, Viridiplantae, Streptophyta, Magnoliopsida, Fabales, Fabaceae. The transcript has a single exon. The record is from RefSeq and is a predicted model, not a curated record. Bases 1 to 717 code for a protein of 238 amino acids.